AUGACUCAACCUCCUGGGUUUGAGGAUCCCAUUCAUCCUUCCUAUGUUUGCAAGCUUAAUAAAGCUCUUUAUGGCCUCAAACAGGCGCCUCGCGCUUGGUAUAAUACUUUCUCCUCUCAUCUUCUUUCUCUUGGUAAUAAUUCUUCUCAUAUUUCAUCUUUAAUUACUCAACUCAAUUCUGUGUUUGCUCUCAAAGAUCUUGUUCCUAUUUCCUACUUUCUUGGCAUUCAAGUUACUCAUACUCCUUCUGGGUUAUUUCUUUCUCAGCCAAAAUAUGCUAUUGAUAUUCUUACUAAAGCUGGCAUGCUUGACUGCAAACCUUAUUCCUCUCCCAUGUCUCUGAAAAAUUCUGCUACUGCUGAUUCUUCUCUUCUAUUUUCUAAUCCUUCUCUUUAUAGGAGUUUGGUUAGUGUUUUGCAAUACUUAACCAUUACUCGACCUGAUCUUGCUAUUUCUGUUAAUCAAGCCUGUCAAUUUAUGCAUACUCCCACUAAUGGUCACUUUUGUGCUGUUAAGAGGCUUCUUCGGUAUCUUAAAGGCACUCUUUCUCAUGGCUUAUGUUUUACUCUUGGGUCUUUUGAUCUUCAAGUUUUCUCCGAUGCUGAUUGGGCUGGUGAUUCAUCUGAUCGUCGGUCUAUUUCUGGCUAUUGUGUGUUUUUUGGUCCCAAUCUUAUUUCUUGGGCCGCCAAGAAACAACCUACAGUUGCUCGCUCUUCCACUGAAGCUGAAUAUCGGUCUUUAGCUCAGGCCACUGCUAAAGUUUCUUGGCUUAAAAUGCUUAUUGCUGACAUGCAUGUUCCUUUAUCUAUUCCUACUGUCUGGUGUGAUAAUAUAUCUGCAAUCUCCCUUGUUUCGAACCCUGUUUUUCAAGCUUAG
Camellia sinensis is the source of this 876-nucleotide messenger RNA. Lineage: Eukaryota; Viridiplantae; Streptophyta; Magnoliopsida; Ericales; Theaceae. The record is from RefSeq and is a predicted model, not a curated record.